AUGGAUGUUGACAGCUACCUUUCCUUCACCAAGAAUCGUCUCGUGCACCUUCAGGGAUUGCACCUGUGGCUUCCUGCCCUGUCUUGCCAGCUCCGGCCCUGUCGCAAGCAACGCAGAAAGAAGAUGCUGACCGAUCGGGGUGCGCCCAGGAAUUUCGCUUCGCUUCGGCGGACCUGUGAGUCCUCACACUUGCCAGAGGUCUUAUCACGACUGCAUUCAGCACUUGACCGACACCCAGAAAAGCUCGCCGCUACCCCCUUUACCCCCUUGCUGCUGUUGGCAGUUUUGAGAUGCUUCCAGUUCGCGCCGGUCUCGUGCAAAGGAUUCGGGCUUGGGAUUGUUGCCUGA
Molecule: messenger RNA, 348 nt
Organism: Symbiodinium natans
Lineage: Eukaryota; Dinophyceae; Suessiales; Symbiodiniaceae
Source: the annotation of a GenBank genome assembly